AUGUCAGGGUACAGCUGUCACACUAGUGAGGAGCAGAAAAAAUUGAGCAAGUCUGAGUUUACAGCCAGUGAGAGUGAGUCAGAGGAUGAGCUUGAACAUGAUGAUGCCACAUUCCAAGUCAUGGGUGUUGGUGAGGCUGAUCUCUGUGCUCAGUUGGUCAACCUUGCCAUUAGUGCUGGUGAUGACCAUCUUGGUGAGACUUGGUUACCUCUGAGAGAAGCAAAGGUCAAUAACAUGUUACCACACCCCAAGUACCACAUUCAAUCUAACCAAAAUUUUGGCCACCCUAAAAAGUCAUGGGAAAAACUUUGGACCACUGUUUUUUGA
Messenger RNA from Pisolithus orientalis, 327 nucleotides. RefSeq lists its product as uncharacterized. The coding region runs from base 1 to 327 and encodes 108 amino acids. The record is from RefSeq and is a predicted model, not a curated record. NCBI's taxonomy places the organism in Eukaryota, Fungi, Basidiomycota, Agaricomycetes, Boletales, Pisolithaceae. The transcript has 3 exons.